AUGGCGGCAAACGUCAACAAUGCCAGCAACGUGCCUUUACCCGACACACCCGACCUGGAACGCCAACCCCUCCUCAACAGCAACCCCAGCGGAGCCUCACCCUACAACACCAACGGCCAUGGAUCCCACAGAUCCCAUAUCCCUUCGACGUUGGGUGGGUCACCCUACGCCCACUUGAAGGGAUCGUGCGACCAUGUGGCGCCGAUUAGCCCGGUCGAGUUUGAGGAGCGUCAGACCAACCUGUCGAGGCUGCUUGUGGAUCUCAAGGCGGGGGCGUAUAUUGCUGAGCCGGGUAUCAAUAUGCAGUACUUUACCGAUAUCAAGUGGUCCCAAUCUGAGAGACCCUUCUUACUUGUUGUCCAAGCCAAGAAGGACAAGACUGGCACUGUGCUGACAAAGACAACGAUUGUCGCCCCCGCAUUCGAGGCAUCGAGGGCCAGACAAAAGUUCCUCCCUGGCACAAGCUAUGCAAUCAAGACCUGGGAGGAAGGUGCAUCCGCCUACAAGGUCGUCCGCGAGAUCAUCGAGACCCCCUGGGCAGGUACCGAGCCUGUCGAAGGCGAGGAGGAUGAUGAUGAAGAAGUCCGCCACAAGAAGCCCAAGGAGAUUGAACACAUCUACAUUGACCCCGACAUGCGCCAGUUUGUCGCCACAGGUCUCGCCAACGCCCUUGACAACUCUGAACGCAAGGUCGAGAUUGCCAACCACAACAUCCAACUCCUCCGCAUGCAGAAAUCCGCCCACGAGAUCGAAAUCCUCCGCUGCGUCUCCCAGACCACCGUCAAUGUCAUCCGUGCCGUCAAGGGCCAGAUCCGUGUCGGUGUCCGUGAGUCUGAAGUACAGGCUAUGAUGACCCAAGCCUACAAGGAGUCUGGGUUGGGCUAUGAGGAUGGUGGCAGUUUGGUCCUCUUUGGUAAAGAUGCCGCCCUGCCCCAUGGUAGCGGUAACGAUACUAGACUGGAGAAGGGUAUGAUGGUCUUGAUCGACAGUGGUGCUCGUCUGCACGGGUACCUUUCCGACAUUACGCGCACCUUCUGGAUCCGUCGUGGAAACUCCAAGGAGAUGAACGAGGAGCUGGACAAGGUCUGGGAGACGGUCAAGAGUGCUCAGAUUGCUGCCUUGGAGGCCGUCAAGCCUGGUGCUGCAUGCAGUUCGAUUGAUAAGGCUGCUCGUGGGUAUAUUUCUGGGCAAGGGUAUGGAGCCUGGUUUACACAUCGAUUGGGUCAUGGGUUGGGCAUGGAGGGACAUGAAGAGCCUUAUUUGAAUAUUGGAAACACUGAUACUGCGCUCAAACCUGGUAUGGUCUUUACCAACGAGCCUGGUAUCUACAUCGAAGGAUCGCAUGGUAUUCGUUUGGAGGAUGUAGUGUUGGUGACUGAGACUGGGUAUGAGAUCCUCAGCGGUAACCUUGCCACAUCCCCGACUGAGCCUUGA
Molecule: messenger RNA, 1434 nt
Organism: Linnemannia hyalina
Lineage: Eukaryota; Fungi; Mortierellomycota; Mortierellomycetes; Mortierellales; Mortierellaceae
Source: the annotation of a GenBank genome assembly